AUGAUCAGGGAGGGUCUAGGCAGCAGCAGAAUCAAGUCUAUUGGAAACAUGGUCAGCACCACAGUCGAUUAUUCCGAGGACUACAGCAGCUAUCCUAACAUCAGCGAGGACACUGCCCCCUGCAGGCUGGAUGCGGUCGGCGAGUUUGGACGGUACUUCGUCCCCCCAGUCUUCACCCUGGUCUUUGUGGUGGGGCUGGCAGGGAAUGGGCUGGUGCUGGUGGUGCUGGGGCAGCGACGAUGCCCCUGGCACCUCGCUGACCGGUAUCUCUUCCAGCUGGCACUGGCUGACAUACUGCUGGUGCUAGGGCUGCCCUUCUGGGCUACGCAGUUUGCCCAUGGCUGGGUGUUUGGGGAGGUGCUCUGCAAAUUGGUGGGGGCGCUGUCGGCAGUAAACAGCUACAGCAGCAUCCUGCUUCUCGCUGGCAUCAGCAUCGACCGGUAUCUGGCCAUCGUGCACGCCAUGCAGCUGUACCGGCGCCUGCGAGCCCUGCACCUGCACCUGGCCUGCGCCCUCCUCUGGGCCAUCUGCCUGGCCCUCUCUGUCCCGGAGCUGCACUUCCGCACCGUGCCCUUCCAGCCGCAGGGCCAGGCCUCCAUCUGCCACCGGGGCUUCAAAGCCCAUGAGGCCCAGGCCUGGCGGGUGGUGCUGCACCUCACCUCCUUCUUCCUAGGCUUCCUGUUGCCACUGCUGGUGAUGCUCUUCUGCUAUGGCCGCAUUUUCUGCACACUGCAUCGGGCACAGCUGCCAGGCAGGCCCCGCUCGCUGCGGCUGGUGUUGCUGCUGCUGGCAGUCUUCGUGCUUUGCUGGGCCCCCUUCCACGUCUUCCUGCUGCUGGACAGUCUGCAGCGUCUGGGCUACAUUGGCCGCCACUGUGCCCUGGAGCGGGUGUUGGACUUCGGGCUGCUGGUGACCGAGGGGCUGGGCCUGCUGCACUGCUGCCUCAACCCCCUGGUCUAUGCCUUCGCUGGCAUCAAAUUCCGCAGGGAGCUCUCCAAGCUGUGCUGGAAGGGCCAGCGCCACAGCCAGAGCUCGAGCCAAAGACAGAUCCUCUCCACCCGGGAGCAGAGCCACCAUAGAGGGGAACCGUCAGUGCACAGCACCCCAGAGGGGGACACAGACCAUGGCUACUCCGUCAUGCUGUGA
Molecule: messenger RNA, 1146 nt
Organism: Emys orbicularis (European pond turtle)
Lineage: Eukaryota; Metazoa; Chordata; Testudines; Emydidae
Product: C-X-C chemokine receptor type 3-2-like
Exons: 2
Coding region: 1-1146 (381 amino acids)
Biological process (GO): G protein-coupled receptor signaling pathway; cell chemotaxis; calcium-mediated signaling
Cellular component (GO): membrane; external side of plasma membrane
Molecular function (GO): C-C chemokine receptor activity; C-C chemokine binding
Source: RefSeq, a predicted model, not a curated record